This is a messenger RNA of Perkinsus marinus ATCC 50983, 513 nucleotides long. Its product is annotated as thermitase, putative. The transcript has a single exon. Gene Ontology annotation, molecular function: serine-type endopeptidase activity. The record is from RefSeq and is a predicted model, not a curated record. The coding region runs from base 1 to 513 and encodes 170 amino acids. Gene Ontology annotation, biological process: proteolysis. NCBI's taxonomy places the organism in Eukaryota, Perkinsozoa, Perkinsida, Perkinsidae.
AUGGAUUCCCGAGCCGUUACCGACAAGAUUCUGGAAGCAACUGCAGCUGGCAUGCUCGUUGUCCUUGCGGGAGGGAACUACUUUCUAAAUCUUGACAUAAUCCCAUACUUCCCUUGUUCCCUCGGCCGUUCACCCACUGAUGGAGUGUUGUGUGUGGCUGCAACGUAUGAUACCAAGAUGCAACUUACGGAUGAAAGCGAUUUCGGUUCAGCUGUUGAUAUCGCCGCUCCAGGUUACAAAAUAGGUACAACUUUUCUUGAAGGGCCUGAAGGGAUGUAUGGCGUUGUGUCGGGCACUUCGGCUGCCGCCGCUAUCGUAGCAGGUAUAGCUGGGAUGCUCUACAGCCUUGAACCUUCUCUGAAGGCUGAGCUGACCCCUGCUUACAUCAAAAGUAUCAUCAUGGACACGGCCACCGCAGGUGUCAAGGACAGUGGAGGGAAAAGGACUCUGUCAUUCGGCCGCGUGAAUGCUGCGGCGGCUGUCAAUAAGAUACUAGGAAGAAAGAAGGUUUAA